AUGAAGAUAAAUCUAAUAAGUCAGGUAGUAAGACCAAACGCCACAAUCGUCAUCGACAUAAGAAAUAAAAAAAGGGAAGAAACAACUUCUGAUGAUGAUUAUUUGGAAAAACACUUUGCCGAACAAUCACGUGAUUUAAAAUUUUACGAUUUCCCAGCUUACUGGAAAGAUAAUGAAAUAUAUGAAACGUUAAAACAAGUUGGUUAUGUAGAGAAGCUUGAAGUCAGAUGGAAUUAUAAGAUGUUUGAUACAAAGCUGGACGCAGGGCAAAUUAAAAAAAGAUACUCUUGGCAAGCAUAUAAAAAAUUAGAUGAAAAAGACAAGAAGAGAACAGAAUAUGAAGUAGUUAAAAAAUUUGUAAAAACAUACGGUGAUAAUUUAGAGGCAAUUUAUAGAUCCACCAUGGACGAAGACAUGGGAAAUGUACCUACAGCAACAACAUCGAAAGGUGACACAUUUGUAGAUGCUCAAUCAAGUCCUCUUUCUACGAUACCAAGAAGUAAGGAAGAGCACGAAGAAUUGGAUAAUUGA
This is a messenger RNA of Rhizophagus irregularis DAOM 181602=DAOM 197198, 531 nucleotides long. RefSeq lists its product as uncharacterized. The record is from RefSeq and is a predicted model, not a curated record. Lineage: Eukaryota; Fungi; Glomeromycota; Glomeromycetes; Glomerales; Glomeraceae.